Molecule: messenger RNA, 1428 nt
Organism: Pseudovirgaria hyperparasitica
Lineage: Eukaryota; Fungi; Ascomycota; Dothideomycetes; Acrospermales; Acrospermaceae
Exons: 3
Coding region: 291-1277 (328 amino acids)
Source: RefSeq, a predicted model, not a curated record
CUGCGCCCGCAAGGCUUUCUCCCCACUCCUCUCUUGUCGUCGAUCUGAUCUGCUUGUCGUUAAUAUUGUUGGUAUCGUCUCUGUUCCACCGGUAAUACCUGCCAUCCUGCUCCAUCACUUCACGAUCGCGCCCUCAACUCAGCGGAGGACCUGUCACAAAACGUCGUGAAGACGCCCUUGCCCAGCCAGCCGCACGAUCGGCUCUCCACCUGCUACCGCAUUCAUCCUUGGAUCAGAGACUGAAAGCUUGAAAAGAAGAGAGACUCUAUCAGAUAAUAGAGAUUGUGAUAAUGGGCUUCGCCCAGAUAGCUCAGAGCUACUCGCAGAAAUGCAAAAUCGUAGCCCACGUAUUUCAAGUCCUCUUUAUCUUCGUUGCAGGAUGCAUCACUCUCGCCAUCCUCACAAAAGGCGGCUACGUCGGCGGUGGCACCAAGUACUUUCUGGCAUUGUGCUUAUUGUCCGUCCCUGCGUUGUUAUAUCUAGUGAUGGUGCCCAUGUGGCAGCGAACAGUACGAUUCGCCAAUGUAUGGGCCUUUAUUAGCAUCGACGCCUUGUAUACCAUCCUAUGGCUCGCCGCCUUCAUCUCAGUCGCCAUGUACAACUCAGCGGGAAUAAGACAGGGCGCAAAAGACGCGAAUCUCGACGAGAACGACGGCAACUGCACGACGUUUGCAUACGGCUCGGAGGGAAAGUGCAACAUAUCACGCGCAACAGUAGGCCUGGGCGCUGUCGUCUUCGUCCUAUUCCUCAUCACGACUGGCAUAUCUGCAUACUGGGCGCAGCACUUCCACAAAACGGGCGAGUCUCCAUUUGCGGGCAUGGCCGGCGGCGUGGGCCCGAACGGACGCACCCAAGCCCCAGAUUUCGAAGCACAGAAGACUGAUAAUGCCGAUGGAGCCCACGAAUGGUCCGCAGACAUGAACGACCACGGAAGGACAAGCGACGAAUACAUGCUCAAUACUUCGACGAUAGAUGAGACGCAUCCAGGACGCCCCAUCGAUUGGAGCAAUGUUGACGACGACACUACGUAUCACAGCCCGGCUGGCGCUGGUGUUGGCACAUAUCGCAAACCUACCGCUGUUGACACGACCGAGUACAGCGGCUAUCAGGAGCCUAGUGCGCUAAGCCCCGGCGGAUAUGAGGACUAUAGACGCAGCGAUGUUCCGGCUCACACGGCCGACGACCGAGACGAGUCACAAGGGUACAAUGGAUACGAGAGAUAUCGGGACGAGCAGCAGAGGAAACAAUCACAGGGUGGGGGAUACAGCUUCAGCUGAAUGGUCGUGGCUCGGUCGAGCUAAAGUUGAUUUCUGUAAUGGAUAUUGUACAGGCGUACCACGACGGAGUUCUGGGCAAAUUUUGGCAGCUCGGGGCAACCAUCUCAGCCUAGCGAUGUAUUUUCCAAGAUAUUUCAUUGAAGAUGUUGAC